This is a messenger RNA of Penicillium diatomitis, 519 nucleotides long. RefSeq lists its product as uncharacterized. The transcript is spliced from 2 exons. The record is from RefSeq and is a predicted model, not a curated record. Bases 1 to 519 code for a protein of 172 amino acids. Lineage: Eukaryota; Fungi; Ascomycota; Eurotiomycetes; Eurotiales; Aspergillaceae.
AUGGACCCCCUCACAACGCCCGACCUUCUGCAGAUCUUCAACGAUGAAGUCGAUGAACUCCUUUCCGCGAUGAGAGUCGACUCGGUUGGACACGACGUCACCACGUCAAUCGGACGGGGCGAGACUCUCAGGAAAUUCGACCAGAUUCUGAACACACUCGAUGACAUGCGCGAGAUUGCGGAGCUGGGCGCCGCGGUUCUCGAGAUAUCUUGGGAGGUGGCUCGAGGCCGGACAAGCACGGUGGACGAGGAGAAGGACGAGCGGAGUGACAGCGUGAGCGACGAUCUCAGCGACGGCUCAACUGACUACUCAGCUGACGUAUCGAGUGACGGUUCGACUGAGGAUUCGAGUGAUGGCUCAAAGGACAACUCAAGCGACGAUCAAAAUGACGCCUCGCGCGAACCCUCGUCCCCUCAUGUACCUUUAGAUAUCGAAAACAAUCGACGCCGACAACGCGGGGAUUCAGUCCUUGAAGGUCGAAUGGUGAAGCGAAGAAGAUUCGAGGAAAACGCUUUCUAA